AUGGCUGAACUUCUCCUAGGGGAGUCAAAGUUGGAGCAGCACUUGAAGGAGAAGCCCCUACGGCAGGGAGCCAGUCCCCGGGGCCCCAGACCGCAGCUGACUGAAGUGCGCAAGCAUCUGACCGCUGCCCUGGAUCGAGGGAACCUCAAGUCAGAAUUCCUACAAGAAUCCAAUCUGAUCAUGGCCAAGCUUAAUUAUGUGGAAGGAGAUUAUAAGGAAGCCCUGAACAUCUAUGCCCGGGUGGGCCUUGAUGACUUGCCACUGACAGCCGUGCCCCCCUACAGGUUGCGGAUGAUUGCUGAAGCCUAUGCUACCAAAGGACUUUGUUUAGAGAAGCUGCCUAUUUCAUCCUCUACCAGUGAUCUCCAUGUGGACCGGGAGCAGGAUGUCAUCACGUGUUAUGAGAAAGCUGGGGACAUUGCACUCUUGUACCUCCAGGAGAUAGAAAGGGUAAUACUAACUAAUAUUCAGAACAGAAGCCCUAAGCCUGGCCCUGCUCCCCACGAUCAAGAACUAGGCUUUUUCCUAGAAACAGGACUUCAGAGAGCCCAUGUCCUCUAUUUCAAAAAUGGGAACUUGACAAGAGGAGUCGGGAGAUUUAGGGAGCUUCUCCGAGCAGUGGAGACGAGAACAACACAGAACCUGCGAAUGACAAUAGCCAGGCAGUUGGCAGAAAUCUUGUUACGGGGCAUGUGUGAGCAGAGCUACUGGAACCCUCUAGAAGAUCCUCCCUGCCAGUCACCUCUGGAUGACCCUCUCCGGAAAGGAGCAAACACCAAAACCUACACACUCCCUCGCAGAGCCCGUGUCUACUCAGGAGAGAACAUUUUUUGUCCUCAAGAAAAUACUGAAGAGGCGCUGCUGUUGCUGCUCAUUAGUGAGUCUAUGGCCAACAGAGAUGCCGUGCUAAGCAGGAUCCCCGAACACAAGAGCGACCGCCUCAUCAGCCUGCAAAGCGCAUCUGUGGUCUAUGAUUUACUGACCAUUGCUCUUGGAAGAAGAGGCCAGUAUGAGAUGCUUUCGGAGUGCUUAGAAAGAGCCAUGAAGUUUGCUUUUGAGGAGUUCCACCUCUGGUACCAAUUUGCUCUGUCGCUGAUGGCUGCUGGAAAGUCUGCCCGUGCUGUGAAGGUGCUGAAGGAAUGUAUCCGGCUAAAGCCGGAUGAUGCCACCAUCCCGCUUCUGGCAGCCAAGCUGUGUGUGGGUUCCCUUCACUGGUUGGAAGAAGCUGAGAAGUUUGCCAAAACUGUUGUUGAUGUGGGAGAGAAAACGUCAGAAUUCAAGGCCAAAGGCUACCUAGCUCUGGGACUCACAUAUAGCCUGCAAGCCACGGAUGCUUCUUUGCGAGGGAUGCAGGAGGUCCUGCAGAGGAAGGCGCUUCUUGCAUUUCAGAGGGCCCAUAGCCUGUCACCUACAGAUCACCAAGCAGCAUUCUACCUGGCUCUGCAGCUCGCCAUCUCCAGACAGAUACCAGAAGCUCUAGGAUACGUCCGCCAAGCUCUUCAGCUCCAAGGUGACGAUGCCAACUCCCUGCACCUCCUUGCUCUCCUGCUGUCAGCCCAGAAGCACUACCAUGACGCUCUCAACAUCAUCGACAUGGCCCUGAGCGAGUACCCAGAAAAUUUUAUACUACUGUUUUCCAAAGUGAAGUUGGAGUCGCUCUGCCGGGGCCCGGACGAGGCACUGCUCACCUGUAAGCACAUGCUACAAAUAUGGAAAUCCUGCUACAACCUUACUAACCCCAGUGACUCUGGACGUGGGAGCAGCCUCUUAGAUAGAACCAUCGCUGACAGAAGACAGCUUAAUACAAUCACUUUGCCAGACUUCAGUGAUCCUGAGACAGGCAACUCUCCAGAAGCACACUUUCAUGGUUUUCCCUCCCUCUUUUCAGUUAGCUCCGUCCAUGCCACAUCAGUAGCAGCUUCACGAGUGGAGCAAGCCCUGUCAGAAGUGGCCUCAUCUCUGCAGAGCAGUGCCCCCAAGCAGGGUCCGCUGCAUCCCUGGAUGACACUGGCACAGAUCUGGCUCCAUGCAGCUGAGGUCUACAUUGGCAUUGGAAAGCCUGCUGAAGCCACAGCCUGUACCCAAGAAGCUGCCAACCUCUUCCCAAUGUCCCACAAUGUCCUAUACAUGCGGGGCCAGGUUGCUGAGCUUCGAGGAAACUUUGAUGAGGCCCGGCGGUGGUAUGAAGAAGCCUUAUCCAUCAGUCCUACUCAUGUGAAGAGCAUGCAGCGACUGGCCCUGGUCCUUCACCAGCUGGGCCGCUACAGUCUAGCCGAGAAGAUCCUCCGAGAUGCAGUUCAGGUGAACUCGACAGCCCACGAGGUCUGGAAUGGGCUUGGCGAGGUCCUCCAAGCUCAGGGCAACGACGCGGCAGCCACAGAGUGCUUCCUGACGGCCCUGGAGCUGGAGGCCAGCAGCCCUGCUGUGCCCUUCACCGUCAUCCCCCGAGUGCUCUGAGGGGCCACCUGCCUCCCCCUGCCGCGCAGGCCCAGUGUGCUCUGAGGGGCCACCCGCCUCGCCCGCUGCGCAGGCCCAGGGUGCUCUGUGUGGACACCAGGGGUCAUCCUGUCACCAGUGAACAGAUCUGCAGUACUGAGGCCCUGGCAGGAGCUCUGCCCACAGUGGAUUAACCACGCCAACCCUGAAUCAUCGCUCUCCCCUCCUGCAUUCAUCCACUCUUGUUUUUGCCAGAUCCACGAUCAUUUUCUGAAUCUACUCAUGUUGUUCCAAAUGGAUUAUGUGCCAUAUUCAGUUAGUUGACACCUGGGUUUUAAGUGAAAUGAUUACGGACUUAAUCAGAGAAUGUAGAAUAUAUUCCAGGUUAAAAUUCAGUGGCAGAACAGAUUAUUUUUAUCAGCGCUCUAAUGAAAGCAACUGCCCUGUCCUCUGCGGCCCUUCCACCUCUCCUGCCCCUCCCUUGGCCCAAAACCAAAUGUGAAUUUUCUGUUUCCCACCUCAGUACUCGUCCAUGCCAGGACACCAGCUGACAACUUCUCAGUUUUAUUGUCAACAGUUGUACCAUGUGGUGAAUUACUGUUCUCCUACUUAGAACAAAGCCCGAGUCUAAGAGUAUUUAUAUUUUACCGAUAUAUGGCUGUUACAAGAGAAGGAAAUAUGAGUUAUUUAAGUUUAACUUUUUUAUGUGAAUUCAGAGUUUAUUUAUCGAUGGAAAUAUGUACAAAGAAGCUUCAAAUGGAAUAUUUACCGACAUUCCUUAUACAUGACAGGCACUUGGCUAAACAGGAAGAUGAUGUUAAUAAAAAAAAAAAUGAUUUUUAAAUGGA
Molecule: messenger RNA, 3284 nt
Organism: Psammomys obesus (fat sand rat)
Lineage: Eukaryota; Metazoa; Chordata; Mammalia; Rodentia; Muridae
Gene: Ttc7b
Product: tetratricopeptide repeat domain 7B
Exons: 20
Coding region: 1-2457 (818 amino acids)
Biological process (GO): phosphatidylinositol phosphate biosynthetic process; protein localization to plasma membrane
Cellular component (GO): plasma membrane
Molecular function (GO): protein binding
Source: RefSeq, a predicted model, not a curated record